AUUUUGUUGCACAUCGCAAGAGGAGUUCUGAUCAAGACUUCUAGAAAUUCAGAGCCUCAUAACCAUUUCUAGUAUAUACACUUCCCUCUCAUUUUCGGCCUACAACCAUCACAACACCUCCCUAAUCCCAGAUCCAAAAAUGGCCAAUCCCCGUCCCAGCCUCACACUUCGCUCCGCAAUGCCUCACGACGUACCCGUCAUAACAGCCAUCUGCCUCACCACUAUGCCAACCACAGAUCUCUGGUCCUAUCGCUACAACCUCGCCUCCCAAUAUCCGCAUGAUUACCAUUUCUUUACGUCCAAACGCUUUGCACUUCGAACAGAUCCCGCAACCCGAGAGGGUUUCUUAGUUCUUGUCAUCGAGACGCUGGAAGAUGAUGUGCCAGUUGUGAUUGGAUAUGUAGUUUGGCAGGGCCCGGAUGAGAACUGGGCUAAAGACUUGCCAGGGUUGGGGCAAAGAUCAGAUUAUCCUCCAGCUUCCCUGAUACAAGACGGGCUUCAAGAACGUUAUGGGUUGAAAUUGCAAAGCUCCAGUCUCAAUGAUACAACGCGAAGAGAUGCUGAUCCAGCCCGACUACAAUUGUGGCGCGAGGCAACCGCUCGCGUCAAGAAAGAGAUCUUUGACACUGAAUAUGGUGUACGCCAGUUGGACUUGAUCCAACGAGCUGUCUUGCCCAAAUAUCAAAAGCAAGGUGUCGGUACAUUCAUGCUAUAUUGGGGCAUGCGUAUAGCGACUGAGCACUCUUGGGCUCUGACAUCGAUUGUACCUCCAAAAGCAUGUAAAUGGUACGAGGCGCGAGGUUUCAAGCUGUUAGCCACAGAGCGGCUUCAAGUCGAGGGACAAGAGCAGUCGGUGGAGUUUCUCGUAAUGGGCGCGAAGCCAGUUUAGGAUUUAUAUCAAGCAUUGAGUAUAAUAACUUGUUCUUGGCA
This is a messenger RNA of Mollisia scopiformis, 930 nucleotides long. RefSeq lists its product as uncharacterized. The record is from RefSeq and is a predicted model, not a curated record. The coding region runs from base 140 to 889 and encodes 249 amino acids. The transcript has a single exon. NCBI's taxonomy places the organism in Eukaryota, Fungi, Ascomycota, Leotiomycetes, Helotiales, Mollisiaceae.